Molecule: messenger RNA, 1502 nt
Organism: Momordica charantia (bitter melon)
Lineage: Eukaryota; Viridiplantae; Streptophyta; Magnoliopsida; Cucurbitales; Cucurbitaceae
Molecular function (GO): S-adenosylmethionine-dependent methyltransferase activity
Source: RefSeq, a predicted model, not a curated record
UUAUCAAGAACAAGAACAAGAACAAGAACAACUCUGUAGCUGGGAAUUAUUAAAAGCAAAAUACCAAACACAGCACAAUACCAGUGGUCUUUAUUUAACAAUUUCCCUUCAAAGUGCGACGAAAAAGCGAUCAUGGACAUGGAAAUUAUUUCCUUCGUCUUCUUCCGCUCCGCUCCUUCCAAAUUCUGCUGAAUCGCUCACCUCUAAUGGCGUUGCGCGGGCCGAGUCUCCAGCUCCCUAUAAUCUCCGCCAAUGGGCAGCGGAGAACGGCGCGACCAAGAGGAAUCACAAUGGAUUCGAUGAGGUCGAAAGCGACGGUGUUCGAGGAGGGACAUUUGGAGCAUCCUAAUUGGUCCGGCGAGACCCCUCUCUCUCGGCUUGUUGGAGCCCUCAUUUCCUUUAAACCACUCUACUCCGUUCUCAAGCUCGCCGCCAGACGAGUCAUGAUCAGUACGGCGGAGAAGAACAACAUUCCAUGGCGAAAAAUGACGUCCGAGAUUUUGGAGUCUGCAGAUGUUUACAAGGAGCUGGAAAGCGUUCAGAAUCUCUCGAUUGUCUACCCCGAUUAUUACUUGAAGCCUUUCCAUGCAUAUGAUGAGGGUCACCUUUCAUGGCUUGCAGCAGCAGAAGUAGAGCCUGCAACAAUGUCGAUGGUUAUGCGAGCGGUACCCGAGGCCUCUUCAUUAGAUGAAGCAAAGGAAGUAGUGUUUGGAAAUUGGCUUCGUACAGUUGAUGAGCAUCACAGGCAGUAUUCAGGAAAUCCAAUUCUACACAUUCUAGACAUUGGUUGUUCCAUAGGUUUGAGUACAAGGUAUCUGGCUGACAAGUUUCCACUGGCUAAAACCACUGGACUAGAUUUGUCUCCUUACUUCCUUGCUGUGGCUCAAUACAUGGAAAAGAAAAGAACAGCUCCACGAAAGAAUGCAAUAAGAUGGUUGCAUGAAAAUGGGGAACAUACUAGCCUGCCUUCACAAUCAUUUGACUUAGUUUCCAUUGCUUAUCUGUUCCAUGAAUGUCCCCAAGUAGCAAUAGUCAAUCUGCUCAAGGAAUCAUUUCGACUUCUUCGGCCUGGUGGCACAAUUGCCAUUACUGAUAAUGCACCCAAAUCAAAGAUUACUCAGGAAUUAUCUCCAAUCAUAUUCACAUUACUGAAAAGCACAGAGCCAUAUCUUGAUGAGUACUACCUGACUGAUCUGGAAGGAAGAAUGAGAGAAGUUGGAUUUGUGAAUGUGAAAUCAAGGCUAACAGACCCCAGACAUGUUACAGUGACAGCAACCGUUCCCCAUUGAAACACUAUUAGCUUCUUGAAGUAAAACUAUGUUAAGUGGUUUCAAAUAAAAAAGUGAGCUUGUGUAGUAUACCCCGGGUAAUAAAUUUCCGACAACAUGUCGACAUCUCCGGCGUUCAUGGGCCCGACAUUGUUAUAAGCAGUAAAUUGAUGUUUUCAUAAUAUUGUAAAAAAUCGACAAAAUAUGAAAAAUGUCAACAAAAUAUCACUGUUA